Cetraspora pellucida is the source of this 954-nucleotide messenger RNA. NCBI's taxonomy places the organism in Eukaryota, Fungi, Glomeromycota, Glomeromycetes, Diversisporales, Gigasporaceae. The record is from the annotation of a GenBank genome assembly.
AUGUUGUUUAUUACUGGCAGUAGGAUAAGUUUUCUAGAUGCGAAUGAUGAAGUAAAUGAAGAAAAUAGCGAGAAAGCAGUCGAGGAUAAGGUGGACAGAGCCAACACGGUUCCAAGUUCAGAAGAGAAACAAGAAGGUUCGGCUUUUAUUUUAGGGCAAAUUAUUUCUCAAAAUGAAUUGGCACUAGCACAAUCAAAUACCAAAUAUGAUAUUUUCGAUGAGUUUUUAGAGCUUGGUAUAAGUAAGCCUGUCAAUAAGACAAAGGAUGAAGUAAAAAUCAAGAAAAGACGUGGUGGUGUCAGCGUAGAUACAACUAACGAAAAUAACAAAAAUGCUAAGAAACGGGGAGUUGAGAAUGACGACGUUGUACGAAAAGAAACCACCAGACGUGCCUUAAAGGAUAAAUCAAAUAAAAAAAAUGAUGGCACGAAUAAAAAAAACGAAGUUAUUGUUAGAUCUGCACUCGUAUCUGAGAAAAAUCGGGAUAAAGAUGUUUUGCGUGUCGAUUUCAAGAUUCAUGAGGACAAUAGUGAACUUGUCGUCAAUCCUGCGGUAGAACCUGGUGAGUUGCAAGAACAAGAUUAUUUAAAUGAAACGCUUAUUUCAGACUGGCGUGAUAUGAAGCCGAUUAUGACAUCAACCCCUGUAAAAACCGACGAAGAUUCGCAACCUCACACAAACAAUGCAUCUUCAGCAUCACUCGAAGAAAUCGGUAACAUCUUACCGUCGGAUGACGAUGCAGAAGAUUCACAAAAACAAGUUGAACAACCAACAAGAUCGCAUGAAUCAGAGGGCGAUUUAUCACCAGAUCCGCUUACGCUUCCAAUGCGGCCAGAAGACCAGAGAUUGCCACCGCCACCAAAAGGAGGAUACCAGAUUAUCAAAAGGAUCCUGGACAAACCAUUGACACCAACUUCAGAGGUUGAUGAAUUGUCUGCUGCAUACAAUAUUUAA